Molecule: messenger RNA, 774 nt
Organism: Cladophialophora psammophila CBS 110553
Lineage: Eukaryota; Fungi; Ascomycota; Eurotiomycetes; Chaetothyriales; Herpotrichiellaceae
Exons: 3
Coding region: 1-774 (257 amino acids)
Source: RefSeq, a predicted model, not a curated record
AUGGAGACUCAGCCGUGCAUUCUCUACUAUGACGAGCGUUCCAUAUGCAGUUCUAUGGUACGGUAUACUCUUGCUAAUGCGGGGUCGCCAGGCGAGAAUUACUUGUCCCUGUCUCCAGAGCUUCGAGAGAUCGACAUCUUCAACGGCGCGCAGCUAUCCGAGCCAUAUCUGUGUGAAGUGAAUCCUAAAGGACAGGUUCCAGUUCUGGAGAGUAAAGGUUACCUCGAAAAGCCGAUAGCAGACAGUCUUGAGAUCACCCUCUGGUUAUGUGAAAGGCACCCAGAUCUGAGACCACCUGAAUAUGCAGAUGAUAUCAACAGACUACUCCGCGAUCUUCAUGCCAUAAACUUCUUCACACUUUCGAUGAGAAACCGCCCGCAGAGGGCAGAGCUGCUGGAGGGAGCGAUCCUAGCCAAAAUGAACACGCCUGACCUGUCGACUACACAUAAGAAAGCAUUGGAGUACAAGUUGACUGUAACCCGUUCAGAGAAGGUCGACGGAGUGCGACCGGAAGUCAUCAAGGCGGAGGUCGAGAGUGCGCGUGCUCUUCUCAACGACAUCGACACCAUCAGACGCACACAUAACAAAAAGGACCAGGCAAGUGCCUGGAUCUUCGGCACUAUGGCUCCAACAGCGCUGGACACCACCUUGAUCUGUUUCCUGGCCAGGCUGAUGGAUGUCCAGUUGGACGAGGUCAUUCCACCGGCUCUGUUGGAGCUGGGGCGGGCGAAGAGGGAGACGAACGACUUUAAAGAGAUCUGGCUGUCCUUGUAA